Molecule: messenger RNA, 3381 nt
Organism: Eimeria mitis
Lineage: Eukaryota; Apicomplexa; Conoidasida; Eucoccidiorida; Eimeriidae
Product: EF hand domain-containing protein, putative
Exons: 8
Coding region: 1-3381 (1126 amino acids)
Biological process (GO): regulation of transcription by RNA polymerase II
Cellular component (GO): nucleus
Molecular function (GO): transcription cis-regulatory region binding
Source: RefSeq, a predicted model, not a curated record
AUGUGUCUCCUCACCGGCUACCAGCGGCCCCACAGCGCCAUGAAUUCUCUUACUCCUUUUCGGGUGUAUGUACACCUCAUCCAUACAGCAGAGGGGGGGGGCCUGUCAGCAGAAGCAAGCGCAGUGGUGCGGCGUGUGGCUCUGAAGCAGCGGGAACAGCAGCAGCAGCAGCAGCAGCAGCAGCAGCAGAAUCCUGCUGCUGUUUUCAGCAGCAGCAGCAGCAGGAGUAUGAGUAUGAGCAUGACUCCGACUCCGACCAUCACCAGCAGCAGCAGCAGCAGCAGCAGCAGCAGCAGCAGCAGCAGCAGGAGUUUUCUUGACGAUGAAGAGGACCCCACAGCGCCUGAGGAGACACUUGUGAACUUGCUGCUAGCACCAGCAGAGUCUCCUCUCGCUCACCUAAGAGACAGUCUCCUCCGCGUUGAGGCCCUCAGCCACAUCCUUGUAUGGACCCGCGCAGCCAGGAGGCCCCGGGGCCCCCACGACAUAGAUGCUCUCUCCUGUGAAGGGGGAAAUAUAGACGCUAUAGAACUACCCCGGCUGGGUGUCUCCUUCAAAGCGGUGCGGAUCCCGCAGCGUCCCCCCGGCUCUCAGCAGCAGCAACAGCAGCAGCAGCAGCAGCAGCAGCAGCAGCAGGUGAAGCUUGUGUGCUCUGGUGAUGCCGAUGCAGCAGCACCAGCAACAUCACCUGUUGCUGCUGCUGCUGCUGCUGCUGCUGCUGCUAGUGCUGCUGCUGUUCUCUCACUCAAUCCAUGGGCUGCUGCACAAAAACAAAGAGAAGCAGAUGAACGGCUGCUGCUGCAGGCCGACCUCGUAUUAGAUAUAUCGUCUCCUGAGCUGUUGUUUGACCCGUCUGAUAGAAACUGGGUAAAUUCUUUUUCUGGGGCUCGCCACUACUUGUGUAGUUUGCAUGCAUCUCGUUCUUUUUUAUUUAUCCCCACAGUUGCUGCUGGGCUGUAUGUGUUGCUGCUGAGAUAUAUAAAUAGACAGUUUGAGGCCUUCUGCUCUCUCGCGGAUUCUCUGUCUCUCUCGGAUCAAGAUGGAGACAGCAGCAGCAGCAGCAGCAACAGCAGCAGCAGCAGCAGCAGCAGCAGCAGCAAUAGCAGCAGCAGGGGGGGAGGAGGAGGAGAAGAGAUAGAGAUGUGGAGACACAUAAAUACUGUUAUGGGGAGAUGUCCGGAUCAGCACCCCGAUGCUGUUGCUGCUCGUCUCCGUCUCUGGCUAGCAGCAAACCGUCAAGGCCUCACUCCGCUUCCUGCUGCAGCAGCAGCAGAGCUGCAGCAACAAAAGCAGCAGCAGCAGCAGCAGCAUCAGGGUGACAGCAGCAGCAGCACCAAGCCAACAACCAGCAGCAGCAGCAGCAGCAGCAGCAGCAGCAAAGGGCGCAACCGCGGGCUGCAGUGGACAAAGAGGUUUGGGGGUCUCCUCAGCAGGCCGUGGGGAGUCGGGCGAUCCCAGGAGACACACCGAGAGGGUUGUGGGGUGGGGGGUGUUGCUGCAGGCAUAGACACAGCGUGGCCUCUUGCUGCUGAUAUUCUAGCUUAUGUUAAGAGACAUUCUUUUGUCUCUGCUGCUUGUCGUCUCCCCCUAGAGGAGGAGCUCGGGCUGCUGCGUCUCUGUCCCCCCAGCCACCAGUCUCUCACAGAGAUAACCAACAGACAGACAGUGCUGGAGGCGCUGCUGCAGCAGUCUCCUGCUGCUGCUGCUGCUGCUGCUGCUGCUGCUGCUGGUGGUGCUGGUGCUGGUGCUGGUGCUGGUGCUGGUGGUGCUUCUGGGUGCUGGGAUCGAUCGAUCCCCGGGGUGUGUGGGGAGAACGGAGACACCGAGAGGCUGCGUCAGCUGGUGUCAGUGGAGGGGGCGCAUGCAGUGCGUGUGGUGUCUCCUUCUCCUCCCCACGUGGAGGAUUUUGACGGCAUAGAAGAUACAACAGCUCUGUCUCCUCUGACUUGUCUCUCUACUCUUGUCGAUGCAUGUGGGGGGUCUCUGGUGUAUAGACGGCCAGAAGAGGAGACACUGAGGGGUGCUGAGGGUUUAGAGUUUAUAAACAAAACCCUAGAAAGAGGAGUCUUUGGCCCCUCGCACUGGACGCGCCGUCUCCUGGUGUCUCCUCCAGCAGGAGACUGUUCCUGCGAGAGCCGUUUGCUGCUGCCAGUUGAUGGGGCUCAGUAUACGCAUGUGAUGGAGGCAGCAGCAACUCUAGCUGCUACUGCUGCAGCAGCUGCUGCUGCAGCCACCCCCUGCAGCAGCAGCAGCAGCAGCAAGUCGCAGCAGCAGCUGCUGCAGGAAGCGAGAGAAGCAGCAGCAGCAGUGGCUCGUGAUGUUGUUGUGGGGCCCCAGCUGCUGGGGGCCCUCAUAAGAAAACCCUUGGAGACACAGCAGGAAGUGUCUCGGCAUCUGUGUCUGUCUGGUUUUUGUCGGGGAGAGAUAUCUAGUUUGCUGCUGUCUCCUUCUUCUCUUGCUGCUCGUGUCUCUGACCUUGCUGCGCUGCGGCAGCGGCUGCUGCAGGGGUUCCUGCAGGACGGCCGCUUCACAGAGAAGGGGAUCCGUCUCCUCCAGGCCCUGGUCUCUCACGUAGACGCCAUUCACUGUCCCCUCCAGCAGCAGCAGCAGCAGCAGCAGCAGCAGCAGCAGCAGCAGGAGCAGCAGCAGCAGCAGCAGGAGCGGGAGCGGGAGCGGCAGCAGGAGUUGCUGUUGGCGGCUAUGGAGCAUCAAGAGGAGAUAGAGAGAAACAAACUCAGCCCCUGGAGACUGUGCUGCAUGCAGUGGGCCCACAUACUGGGGAGAGCAGCGGGGACCGAAGCAACUGUCUCCUUUGAGUCUUUGGUGUCUCUCUCUAUGUCUCGCCAAGCAGAGGAGACGCUGCUCCUCCUCAACCCCUUCCUCACACCAAAGAUGGUGUGCGAUAUCUUCAGCCUGGUGGGGGCGGUGAUGCUGUCGGUGAACCGCCGCGCCCACAUAUGUCGCUGUCUCCAGGGGACAGUGGAGCUGAUGCAGCUGCUUAAAACUUUCUCCUCCAGGGCCAGAGCAGCAGCACAAGAAGACGCAAAGCAGCAGCAGCAGCAGCAGCAGCAGCAGCGGAUGCAGCAGCAGCAGCAGCAGAUGCAGCAGAAAUUCCCAGAAGGGUUUGGUUCUCCUCCAGGGCCAGAGCAGCAGCACAAGAAGACGCAAAGCAGCAGCAGCAGCAGCAGCAGCAGCAGCAGCAGCAGCGGAUGCAGCAGCAGCAGAUGCAGCAGAAAUUCCCAGAAGGGUUUGGUGCGCGAGGAGGAACUGCAACACAAGCUGCUGCAUUCCCGGAUGCAGCAGGAGCAGCAGCAACAGCAGCAGCAGCAGCAGGACCACCAGCAGCAGCAGCAGCAGCAGCAGCAGCAGCAGCAGGAGUGA